UUACGUUUCAACAUCCCCUCAACUCGUUUGGUGAGCUGUCCAUCCGAAGAAGUUUUGACGGGUGAAAAGUCGUCAAUCUCGUCAACUUUUCUAGGGGGUCCAUUAAGAUCAGUGGCGUUUAUAUUUCGAGUUUUGGGGUAUAACUCGGGCUCUAGUUAGAAUAACAUUCGUGUGAGACUAUGGAGAUAAUGUUACUACGGAGCAGGGGGUUGUUACUGCUGCUGUCGGUGUUCGUGGCGGAUCGGUCUUUGGUGGCUGGAUUUUCUCAAUCUUUAGACAGUGACUUUACCUUCACCCUUCCAGCUGGCCAGAAAGAGUGUUUCUAUCAAACCAUGAAGAAAGAUGCUUCUCUGGAAAUCGAAUACCAGGUGCUUGACGGAGCAGGUUUAGAUGUGGACUUCUACCUGUCAUCGCCUGAUGACCAAAUCCUGGCCAGUGACUUCAGGAAAUCUGAUGGAGUCCACACUGUGGAGACGCAUGAAGGAGACUACAUGUUCUGCUUCGACAACACCUUCAGCACCGUGUCUGAGAAGAUAAUUUUCUUCGAGCUGAUUCUGGACAACAUGGGCAACGACCAUCCCGAUACAGAGGAAUGGAAAGAGUAUGUCCACGGCACGGACAUGCUCGACAUGAAGCUGGAAGACAUUAUGGACACAAUAAACAGCGUUAAAGCUCGGCUGGGGAAGAGCUUGCAGAUCCAGACAGUGCUCCGAGCUUUUGAGGCGCGUGACCGCAACCUGCAGGAGAGCAACCAUGAGAGGGUUAACGUGUGGUCCUGCACCAACCUGCUGAUCAUGGUGGUGGUCUCUGGGAUCCAGGUGUACGUGCUACGCAGCCUGUUUGAGGACAAGAGGGCGACUCGGACGUAAUACAUCUGUCCUUGUGUGCACUGCGGGUACCAGGGAGAGAUGAAUGGCAUCGUCAUGGCCACAUCAAGAGACUUGGGAAAAGUAAUGCACAUUAACACACGCACACACACACACACUGUCACCAGUUGGCUGCUCCUAGCACAUGUAGAUGGGAGUUUCUUUCUCUUUUCCCUGUCUCCCCUUUCUUCCUCUCCUCUUUCCCCCUUUCUUCCUCUCCUCUUUCCCCCACUCUCAUCUAAGACAAUCAGUUCCGGUGUAUAUACCUCUACCCUAAUGUUGGCAAUGCACUGCUUCAGUUCAUACUUGAUUACAACACCUAGGCACCACAGCUAAAAGAGUGGGACCUAUGUUAGUGUUCCUCUUUUGUUCCUCUAGCCAUUCAUCCUAUUUGCCCCCAGUAACUUAUAAAGCCACGAGACAAAGGAAAGCGAUACAGAUUACCUAGAGAACAAGCAUUGUUUUUUUUAGUUUUUUAAACAAAAUAUGCUAAAUGUUAAGGUUUUAUUUCUAAACAUACUAGUAUAUGGGGAGUCAUUUCUGAUUUCCAUGUGGAUCUUCUUCAGGCACUGAUGGUAUUUACUGGCACUGCCCCCAUUCUUCUUUUAUUCUGACUUCUUUCUCCGUGCCACACCUUUGUUCAUUCAAACCGUUGCUGCCACUGUACUGUACUGUGCCACAAACCUGUUUAUUUCUGUGUCAUGCCCCUGUAGGCAAAAUCACAUUCAUUACAGAAGCCAACUGUGAGAACUUCAGCUGGGCACGCAAUGAGAAUUAGCUGCGGUACAGCAGCGAAAAGUCACCUUGCAUAUAUACACCUGCCUAUGGUUGCACCACUGAUCAGCACUCACAGGCACGCCUCUAUGUUAGGCUUGGUACACAGCAUAAUCUGUUUUACAUACAAGUCUAGUCUAGAUGUGGGUCACACCUACAGAUACCUCUGGUCCAGCCACUCACAAGUUACACCUCAUCUUGGAAUAGCCUCUGGCCUGCCAACUCUUUUGUUGGCGUCCCUCUGGCUUCUCUCUGAGUAGAGACAUUCAUCUGGCCAGCAGGGCUCUGCCGUUGGCCAGAAUGGGGUUGUGAGAGAGGUGAAGAGGGCUGCCUGUAGUAAAUCACUGAUCUCGACAUGCCUGACCUACAUGUGGGGCGUCCAUUCUAGCUUGGCAUUGACAUGGGCAUCAGGUUUCACCUCCCUGGCACAAGAGCCUUUCUGCCAGUAUGUCUGUGUGGCAGUCAGCCUAUUUCUGCACUGGGGGCUAUACUUGUGUUUCCAUGGGCAGCCACACCUUGAACUGAGGAUGAGCGGGGGGAGCGGGGGGGGGGGGGGGGUGGAGGGCUGGAGGGAGAUUCUUGGUUGCCAUACCUGAAACUGUUCUUGAGACUUUCGGUUUUUUUCCCCUUGGUGUGGAGUGCUCAGUUGAACUGCCGUGUUUUAAUUUAUGUUGUUCAUUGGUUGUGCUUCUAACAUUUGCCAAGUGAUGAGGAUUGAAUGAAUGUUGCAAGCUUGCAUAAAUACAAAAGACUGCACACAAGCACUAACAUAGCAAUGAAGGAUGUAAUAGAAAAUGUUUUUAAGUAACUGCUGAGUCUUUUAAUGCUGCUCUGUUAAAAUGCUAGAUGUGAGCUUGACAAAUUUGGAUUGUGGCCAUAAUGUCUAGUGGUGUUGAUGGACAAGGGCUCAUGCAAAACAUUUUUGUUCACUGAGUUCUAGCCAAAAAAAGAACUUUGAAGAACCUAUGUAUAGUAGAUAACUGUGGUGUGGUUGGCCGUUGAUGCCAUACCAGGGACAAAACAGUGAGGAUAAAUAGAAGGUGCAGUUUAUUGAGGUCUUUUGUGUUUUUCUUUCCUCCUGUUCUGGUGAACAUAUGAAAUAUGUUGCUCCAUGCUGCCCCCUCUUGGAGAACUGCCCUAAACGCUGCACAGAACACAUACACAAAGACAAGUACUGGUCAGAGAACACCCAGAACCAUUGUAUCUUGUAUUCCUUCAUGAUAAAACUAGUUUAAUGAUUUGGGAUUUUUGGGCUUAUUUUCAAUUUCACUACGGGAAAACAUGUUAAAAAUCUGUAUAAUCUUAAAACAAAAUACUUUGAAACAUUUUUUUCUUUUUCACUCUCAAGUGCCCUUGCAAUGUUAAUAAUAGUAAGCACAGUCCUUAGAUGUCUCCUCAUAAUUGCUGUAAAUUGUGAAGCAGUGACAGGAUAACAUGGUGUGACCUGUGGAUGAUCAGAUUGAGGAGAGGUCUGUUACUUGUAUACCCAUACUGUUACUGCCUUGAACAGAUACUUAAGUACUGUCUAUGCACAGAUGUCCUACCUCUGACUCUUGGCCAAACUGCUACACUACUGCUAACCUCUCUGACUUGUGUAACAACAUUGAAAAGCUCCUGAUGCCUACUUGUGACAAGAACUGACAUUUAUGGAGGAAAUAAAUGGAAAGACAAUAAAACUAAGUUUAGAUAGGUAAACAUUUUAAACGUAUCAAAAACUGUCAUGCUUUUGUCAAGGUUUUCCAGUGUUUUUUGUUUGUUUCUUAUGAGCUGUGAACAUUGAGGUGGCUACUGAGAAAAAUUUAGAUGAACACCUGUGGAUUUGUUACAGAUAUACAUUGUGGGUUCAGCCAUCCUCAUCUGAAUCCUAUCAAGUCAUAAUAAAAUCAUUUUAAGACAUUUUUA
This is a messenger RNA of Clupea harengus (Atlantic herring), 3542 nucleotides long. It is a transcript of the gene tmed5, whose product is annotated as transmembrane p24 trafficking protein 5. The record is from RefSeq and is a predicted model, not a curated record. Lineage: Eukaryota; Metazoa; Chordata; Actinopteri; Clupeiformes; Clupeidae.